AUGCCGUCAGCUCGCGAAACCCUUUCUAAGGUUUUGAUAAAUUUACAUUCACAGGGUAUCGGUUUAACUCUACAGAAUAUUACUGUCACAUCAUAUGUGAAGAUACUUUUCAAACAUUUAUUUUUUCUACUUCGAUCAAAUAACACUAAUUUAUCGAUCUAUAGAAAAAGAGCUAAAAUCAUUCUAUUGUCUCUAUCGACUGUAAUUUCAUUAUUUGGAGUAACAUCCGUUUAUACUUCUGUGGCAAUUAUUAAAUACAUACGACAUUAUUUACAUGACUUGAAAUUAAGCAGAAAUAGUCCAAACUCCUUAAAGAGAACAAGAUCGCAAUUACAAUUGGAAACUGGUGCAAGAAUAAUUUAUAUUCCAAAUGAGUUUAAUAAGAAACCUGCAAAACCAAAGCGAACAAAAAAAGGAAAACCUAUUUAUAUACCACCUGUUGAUGAUGAUAUAAUUGACCAUAAUUCAAUCUCAUUUAAAAAAUUCGAAAUUCAAGAAAACUUGAUAAAGAAAAAUAUGAAUAACAAUAAUUUUAAUAAUAAACUUUUCUACUCAAAAUUUUUAAAUCAGUUGAAUAUAUUAAUGAAAUUUUUAAUUCCCAAUUUUUUCAGUAAAAAUUCUAUUUUUUUAAUUUUACAGAUAACAUUUUUAAUCCUUAGGACUUGGCUAUCCUUAUUCAUAGCGAAAUUAGAUGGUCAGAUAGUAAAGGAUAUUAUUUCAAAUAAUAGGAAAAUGUUUCUCUGGGAUAUUCUUAAUUGGUUUCUUAUUGCAAUUCCCGCAUCUUUUACCAAUAGUUCAAUAAAAUUUUUACAAAGAAAACUAUCAUUGAAUUUCAGAAUUAAUUUGACUAGAUAUAUUCAUGAUAUUUAUCUUUCAAGUUCCACUGCAACUUCAAAUUUAACUUUCUACAAAUUAAAUUUUGAUUUCCCAGCAAAUAACAAUUCAAUUGUUACCAAUAUUGAUAAUUCAAUUACAAACGAUAUUAUAAAAUUUUCUAAUACAACAACUUCAAUUUUUGCAAACAUUGCUAAACCAAUUAUUGAUUUAAUAUUUUUUGCAUUUUAUUUGAGAGAUAAUCUAGGCACAUUUGGUGUAACUGGAAUUUUCCUUAAUUAUUUUUUAACUGGUUAUAUUUUAAAAAGAUUCUCACCUGCUUUAAAUGUAUUGAUUAAUCGGAAAUCAAAUUCAGAAGGUGAUUAUUAUAAUUAUCAUUUGAAUAUGAUCAACAAUAGUGAAGAAAUAUCCUUCUAUCAAGGUACUACUGUAGAAAAAUUAAAAAUUAAAAAUUUGUUCAAUAUUUUUAUUACAAACUCUUUAAAUAUUGAAUUGAAAAAGCUUAAUUACAAUAUAAUUGAAGAUUACAUCUUAAAAUAUACCUGGUCAGGAUUAGGCUAUGUAUUUGCAUCAAUUCCUAUUAUUUUGUCUGGCAACACAAAUAAUGUUAAUGCAUCCUCAUCUGCACAUGUAGAUGUUAAUAUGAAAAAUUUUAUUGUUAAUAAAAGAUUGAUGCUUUCAUUAGCUGAUGCUGGUUCAAGAUUAAUGAAAUCCAUUAAAGAGAUUAACCAAUUGACUGGCUAUACAAAUAGAAUUUUCUUCUUACUCUCUGUUUUACAUAGAGUUCAUUCUGAUAAAUUUGACUAUGGGAUUGAUUUGAAACUAAUCAAACAAAAGCAAGAACAAUCUCAAUUACAACAGAUUAAGGGUAAGAAAAAAAGGUUAAUUCAACCAAAUCAAUUAAUCCAAGGUACAAUCCAAAAUUAUUUUAAUGGUAUUAGACUGGAAAAUAUUGAUUUGAUCAUACCUUCUAAGAAUGGUCCAUAUGGUACAAAGCUAUUAAAGAAUUUGUCUUUCCAAAUCCCUGACAUUUUCGAAUUUACAUCUGCUUCAACCAUUUCUACCAGCACAACAAAUAAUAACCUACAACCAUUUCAGUCUAAGGUUUCAAGCUUAUUAAUUUUGGGUUCAAACAGCUGCGGUAAGACUUCUAUCCAAAGAAUUAUUGCCAAAUUAUGGCCAAUAUACAAUAAGAGUGGUCUAUUAUCGAUUCCUACAGAUGAUAAUUUAUUAUUUAUACCACAAAAACCUUAUUUCUUAAAAGGUGGUACCUUGAGAGACCAAAUCAUUUAUCCAAUGUCUCCUGAUGAGUUCUUUGAUAUUGGAUUAAAUGAUAAGCUUUUAAUUGAUAUUCUAACAGAUGUUAAAUUAGAUUAUUUGAUCAAAAGAGAUCAGGGUUGGAUGUAUCUUGAUCAUAUUGCUGAAUGGAAAGAUCUUUUGUCUGGUGGUGAAAAACAAAGAAUGAAUUUUGCAAGAAUUUUAUUUCAUAGGCCAAAAUUCAUUAUUUUGGAUGAAGCAACCAAUGCCAUUAGUAUUGACAUGGAAGAUUAUUUAUUUAAUUUAUUAAAAAGAUACCGGUUUAAUUUCGUAACGAUAUCACAAAGACCUUCCUUAAUCAAAUACCAUGACUUAUUAUUAGAGAUUAACCAUUCAAGUAAUAGUGAUGAUACAUUAGUUACAUCAACUGAAGUGCCUCUAUCAACUUGGAAAUUACAGACCGUCGGAACUGAUGAAGCUAUCAAUUCAAUAGAUAAUGAAAUUUUGCAAUUAAAUGAAAAAUUAUCACACAUAGAAGAUUGGAAGUUAGAAAGAGAUAAUUUGAAAAAAAAAUAA
Molecule: messenger RNA, 2667 nt
Organism: Henningerozyma blattae CBS 6284
Lineage: Eukaryota; Fungi; Ascomycota; Saccharomycetes; Saccharomycetales; Saccharomycetaceae
Gene: PXA1
Product: ATP-binding cassette long-chain fatty acid transporter PXA1
Exons: 1
Coding region: 1-2667 (888 amino acids)
Biological process (GO): fatty acid beta-oxidation; long-chain fatty acid import into peroxisome; peroxisome organization
Cellular component (GO): peroxisomal membrane
Molecular function (GO): ABC-type transporter activity; long-chain fatty acid transmembrane transporter activity; ATP hydrolysis activity
Source: RefSeq, a predicted model, not a curated record